GGGUAACUAGGACAACGCCCGGAAGAGAACUCAGGAAGAGAGGGAGAGUCAGGGGGAAAAUAGGCAACAAGUGCCGCUGGCCCGAUGGUCACGGGUGAUUCGAGGACUCGGCACGCGGCGAGAGCGGAAGGCGGGAGGGCUGAAGAACGCGCCUGUGAUUGGUGGGCUGGGGGCACCAGGACGAUGGUGAUUGGGCGAGUCUGAGCCGAGGGCUGCAUUUUUGAACCGCGUAGGGUUCUGGGUAGCAAAGGUCUUGGAAGAGUCUUAACUGAAAGGGGGAGGGGGCGGGACGCCAACAAACGGCUGAGCUCACAAUCUGGGCUGGGACUAGACCCGGGCCCCCCUCCCCCCCCAUGGAGAGGGCCAGGCCGGAGCCGCUGCCUCAGCCGCGCCAACUGCCGAGGGCGACACCGCCGCGCCCGUUGCGCCUGGCUCCGCCCUCGCUGUCGGUCGAGGGCGCCUCCUUUCGAGCAGCGGCCGCCGAGCCCCCUCCGUCGCCGCCUAUCCCGUGUGCGGCCGCCAUUGCGACCAUGGCCUCGUCGUGCGGGGACGCCCCGGCGUCGGGCGUACCGCCCGCGGCACGGCGGCUACUACAAGUGAAGCAGGAGCAGGUGUUGCUGCUGCCUCAGUCCCCGGACGAGGGCGCCAUUGCCUCCCCGGGGCAGGCGCGGCUGCUGCAGCUGAGGCCUGAGCUAUUGCUGCUGCCGCCGCCGCCCACCCCCGAGGGCGGUCCCUGCAGGCCCGAGUUGCACCCGAUGCAGCCCCGGGUGCUGCAGGUCAAGGCCGAGAAGCCAGAGCCGGGGCCCAGCUUGGACCCGUCGGUGGCACCUCGGAGGGCCGUCGAGGCAGGUCCUAGAGCCUGCAGGACGGCCAAAGGGGAGGGCCCCGGGCCGGCCCCCGACAGCAGCCGAGGGAAUGAGAAGGGCAAGAUGGAGCCGGAGGAGGUCAUGAGGGAUGCGGUGAAAGGCGGGGAAAGCAAAAGCCUGCCGGCCUUGGGAGAAGGAGUCAUCAAAACGGAGGAGCCGGAGAGAUUCCACGAGGACUGCAGUCUCGGCCCGGAAGGCGCGUCCAAUGGCCUGGGCCAUGACAGCAAGGAAAUGAUCCUGACCCAGACGUCCAGCGCCUUUGGGCCGCACCAGCAAGACCUCAGGAUCCCCUUGACUCUCCACACCGUCCCUCCUGGGGCGCGGAUCCAGUUUCAGGGACCUCCAGCUUCAGAUCUGAUACGGUUGACCAAGGUCCCCCUGACACCAGUGCCUAUUAAAAUGCAGUCCUUACUGGAGCCUUCUGUAAAAAUUGAAACCAAAGAUGUCCCGCUCACCGUGCUUCCCUCAGACGCAGGAAUACCAGAUACUCCCUUCAGUAAGGACAGAAAUGGUCAUGUGAAGCGACCUAUGAAUGCAUUUAUGGUUUGGGCAAGGAUCCACCGGCCAGCACUAGCCAAAGCUAACCCAGCAGCCAACAAUGCAGAAAUCAGUGUCCAGCUCGGGUUAGAGUGGAACAAACUUAGUGAAGAACAAAAGAAACCCUAUUAUGAUGAAGCACAAAAGAUUAAAGAAAAGCACAGAGAGGAAUUUCCUGGUUGGGUUUAUCAACCUCGUCCAGGGAAGCGAAAACGCUUCCCUCUAAGUGUUUCCAAUGUGUUUUCUGGUACCACACAGAAUAUCAUCUCUACAAAUCCUACAACAAUUUAUCCUUAUCGCUCACCUACCUACUCUGUGGUAAUACCCAGCCUACAGAACCCCAUCACUCAUCCAGUUGGUGAAGCUCCACCUGCCAGCCAGUUGCCCACACCUCCCGUCCAGCGCCCAAGCCCCAUCACACUUUUCCAGCCUAGCGUCUCCAGUGCUGCCCAGGUGGCUGUCCAGGCUCCAAGUCUGCCUCUCCGCCCAGCACUCCCACCUCAGCAUUUUGCUGGGCCUUCUCAAACGGACACUCAUCGGCUGCAUUCUGGAGCCAGUCGCUCUGUGAAGAGACCCACUCCUGUCUCUCUGGAGAAUACCAGUAGGAUUCCAACUACUCCAAGUACUGCCCAUGCCAGAUUUGCACCCUCGACCAUCCAACCUCCAAAGGAGUAUUCCAGCAUUUCCAGUUGUCCAAGAAGUGCUCCCAUAGCCCAGGCUCCUCCCAUUCCACACCCACAUGUCUACCAACCCACACCCCUCGGCCAUCCAGCCACACUGUUUGGGACACCACCAAGAUUCUCUUUUCAUCACCCUUACUUCCUACCCGGACCUCACUACUUCCCAUCAAGCACGUGUCCUUAUAGUCGGCCUCCCUUUGGUUAUGGAAAUUUUCCAAGUUCAAUGCCAGAAUGCCUUGGUUAUUAUGAAGACAGGUACCAAAAACAUGAGGCUAUGUUUUCAGCUUUAAAUAGAGACUAUCCUUUUAGAGACUACCCAGAUGAACGCACACACAGUGAAGAUUCUCAGAAUUGUGAGAGCAUGGAUGGGACCUCUUACUAUAACAGUCAUAGCCACAGUGGGGAAGAGUACUUAAAUCCCAUGCCUCAGCUGGACAUUGGAGCCUUGGAGAACGUCUUCACAGCCCCAACAUCAACUCCCUCUAGCAUCCAGCAAGUCAAUGUUACUGACAGCGAUGAAGAGGAAGAAGAAAAAGUGCUCAGGAAUUUAUAAUUUUAAAACCAUAUGCAUAGAAAAUAAACAUUUCUUAAAAUAUAUCUGGGUCAGUUGGUGUGAGAAAAAAAGGCUAGAAUGCUUUGCUAAGAGUUUUCAGCCAUGAUUUGAAGAGUCAAAACCAAAUGCAGUUUAUAUCUUCAUAAAGUUUUGAUUAGUGGAAGUAUAGUCCUGUUAAUUCAUCAUAGGAAUAUUUAAAAUAUGAAGUAGCUUAUUUUUAUGGCUGAAAUUUACAUCAACAUGUAUUAUCUUUAUCUUGGCAUGCCAGCUAUAAAAUAUGGAAGCUUCACAACUGUAUGUGUGUGGAAAGGGAAUAUGUAUAUACACACACACAUAUAUACAAUUAUAUGUAUGUAUCUGGCAUGACAAGUAUGAAUUUUUAUUUUAUCUCAGGAUACAUUUGUUUAUUUUUUGUUUAGUAUUUAUGUGAUGUCUGUGGAUGUUGUCAGUUUUUAUGUAACAUUUUGAAAAUGUUCUGAUAAUUUUUAGUAGUGAACUGGAACUCAGUUACUAAAUUUA
Molecule: messenger RNA, 3155 nt
Organism: Oryctolagus cuniculus (rabbit)
Lineage: Eukaryota; Metazoa; Chordata; Mammalia; Lagomorpha; Leporidae
Gene: SOX30
Product: SRY-box transcription factor 30
Biological process (GO): regulation of transcription by RNA polymerase II
Cellular component (GO): nucleus
Molecular function (GO): sequence-specific double-stranded DNA binding; DNA-binding transcription factor activity, RNA polymerase II-specific
Source: RefSeq, a predicted model, not a curated record